This is a messenger RNA of Dicrocoelium dendriticum, 1049 nucleotides long. NCBI's taxonomy places the organism in Eukaryota, Metazoa, Platyhelminthes, Trematoda, Plagiorchiida, Dicrocoeliidae. The record is from the annotation of a GenBank genome assembly.
AAAAUGUUCGCGUGUCAUUUAUUUCCAACUGUCACCUUCAUAGUCACUAUUGUAACGGCUCAAUACACACAAACUUUGCACGACUUCGAAAAUUUUGGUUCGUUAAUGGAUGAGUCAGUAGCAGCCGGUGAUCCGCAAAUUCCUUUGGAGUCCCCACAUUACGACACCUACGGUCAACACUUUUCCGAGUAUGACCAUGAGCUCGUAACAGGAUCAUCAGAGGAGGCCCGUUAUUUCAAGCAGCUGGCGCCUGAAGAGGCAAAAGAACGUUUGGGUAGACUGUUUGACAAAAUGGACAAGAAUCAGGACGAAAAACUGGAUAAAGAAGAACUUACUGACUGGAUUGUGCGAUCGUUCGAACGACUGGACCUUGAGAGCUCAAAAGAGAAACUAAAAGAUCAUGAUGCAAAUCAAGAUGGUGUGGUUACCUGGUCGGAAUACACGAGCCGAGUGUAUGGAUAUACAAAAGAAGAGCUCGAUCAGUUAAUGACGGAUGCAAGUAAUGAAACAAAAGAGUUUAUCCGAUCAAUGGAGGAGGAAAAAGUAAAGUUUGAUUCCGCUGAUACGGAUCAGAACGGAAGCCUGAAUGUGACGGAGUAUGCCGCUUUUGAACAUCCGCAUAACUAUCGCCAUAUGUCUCCGUAUGAGAUUAUACACACACUUAGGGACUUCGACAAGAACGGCGAUGGCUUAAUUAGUCAGGAGGAAUAUUUGGCAGAUGAGAAAAUGCACGCAGAUGCUUUCGUUCUUGAGAAAGAAAACUUCAAACGAUACGACAAAAAUGGGGAUGGCUUUUUGGAUCAUGAAGAGAUGAAGGACUGGGUUACGCCAGGUUUCUAUCGCACUGCAACUGACGAAACCGAGCACUUGUUUAUGGAGACGGAUAAGGAUAAGAAUGAACUACUCACGAAGGAAGAAGUACUGUCAAUACACGAACUGUGGGUCGGUAGCCAGGCGACAGAUUUCGGAAGACACUUGGAGAACGACAUGAAAGAUGAGUUGUAAUCCAAGCUAUACUAAUCCACAAUACGCAUAACCAACGGAAUCUG